Engraulis encrasicolus (European anchovy) is the source of this 2134-nucleotide messenger RNA. RefSeq names its product epithelial membrane protein 3b (MAM blood group) (gene emp3b). The coding region runs from base 294 to 791 and encodes 165 amino acids. The transcript is spliced from 5 exons. Gene Ontology annotation, cellular component: plasma membrane. Lineage: Eukaryota; Metazoa; Chordata; Actinopteri; Clupeiformes; Engraulidae. The record is from RefSeq and is a predicted model, not a curated record.
GUGAUGUGUGCCAGAGCAAUGGGCACUCUGUUACACGCCACGGGCAGGAAAUGAGGGUUUAGAUUUUUCCUCCGACGACUUUUCCUUAAAAAAUAGAACUCCACAGCAUUCCUACCCUCCUUCUAGUGGACGGCUGGAGUAUACGAGGGGCUAUUAUAGCGAAGGGAAUACAAGGGGAGUGGCAAAGGCACAACCAAGGGAGCGCUUCUGGGGAGAGACACUGUGUGGUACUACGCUUGGGAUUUGUACAUAACAGAACAGCAUUGCAAGUUGUCUGAGGUCCUUCACCCAAAAUGGCCUACCUGUUGAUGUUCAUCACUCUACUGCAUCUGGUCACACUCGCUGUUCUCUUCAUCGGCACCAUGGAAAAGUCCUGGUGGGUUUGGGAUGGCGGUGACAGCUCAGACUUGUGGUAUAACUGCAGGUUUGAUAAUGAAACUGAGGCCUGGUUCUGCGCCUCCUCCAGCAACAACGAUUGGCUGCAGGCUGUCCAAGUGCUAAUGGUGUUGUCUGUGGUCUUCUCGUCCGUGUCCUUCCUCAUCUUCUUGGGGCAGCUCUUCACCAUGUCUAAAGGGGGGCUAUUCUACAUCACAGGCCUCUGCCAAGUCUUCUCUGGUCUGACAGCGGGCUCGGCGGCCCUCAUCUAUACUCUGCACAACAAAGAGAUCCUUCAGGACGCGCGGGAGUUGAGCGCGGGACACUUCGGCUACUGCUUCAUCCUGGCAUGGGUGUGUGUGCCCCUGCUGCUGUGUAGCGGCAUUGUGUACAUACACUUACGCAAGAAAGAGUAGACACACACACACACACAUAAAAGGUCAACACACACACCCAAACACACACACACACACACACACACACACACACACACACACACACACACACACACACACACACACACAAAGGUCAACACGCACGCGCACACACACACACAUACACACACACACACACACAAGGCGGUUCAAUGAAAAGUUACUGACAUUAUGAACUUUGAAAGUAUUUUUUUAUUCCGUAUCUUAAUGCUGGUCUUUUGUGGUAUUUUUUGGAAUGGUAUUUUUUUGUCUCUGGACUCAGCAAAGAAGACUAUGCUAGUACAAAGUAAUUUUUUUUAGAAAUUAAGAAAUACUCCAUGACUGUAUGCUUUUUUAUUCUUCUACAUACCAAAGGACAAGUGUUAAUCAUUUACAUCCCGGAUGGGGGUCAGCUCUAUGUUCCCACAGCCCACUGGUCCCACGGCCCAAAGGGUCCCACAGCCCAUAUGGUCCCAGCUUAUUCCUGCUGCUCCAUGUUCCCAUGUUUAAGAAAUUAUUCAAAUAUAGGCCCUAUGGUCUACAACUCCAUGUUCCCACAUUUCCAAGUAAACUAAGAGAACCAAUAGGCCUAAAAAAUAAUGUUAAAAAUCCUAGUGAUGUGGGACCAAUGGGCUAUGGGACCAAUGGGCUGUGGGAACAUAGACACGCUCCCCAGGGAUGGGCAUGGGCAACUGGAGGCCUGGGGGCCACCUUCUCACUCUCAUAGCGCGUUCAGGCCGACUGAGAACCGUGCUGGAGCCCGUUCCCGCACCUAAUCGUGCACCGGCUGUCGUGUUCACGCCACAGAUAUUGACGUUCGCGAACCGGAAAGUUGGUUCGCAAUGCGAACCGCAAAAUACUAGGUUUUUCUCUGCGAACCGUGACGACAGCGUGGCCGUCAGCAGGUUCAUCCGGGUAACAAAGUCACGUGCGGAAGAAGUUCAGAGCCCGGUAUGAACACCGGCGGUUAGCAAACAAGCACUUUGGUGCGGAACGUAACUGGUGCGGGCACCGACACCGGCUCCGUUCUGGUCGGCCUGAAAGCCCUAUCAGUGUGGGCCAUAGACUAACAUAAAAAAUAUUUUUUUUGUAUCCUUACGAAAUCAAUUGUUUUUAUCCUUACGGAAUCACUUUUGUAGAUUCUCGCAAGGGCGUGGUCAUGUGGUCCUGCCCUCCAAUGGUGCUGAUAAACAUCCUUUAGAUGAAAAUGGUUCCCUACCAGUGAUUUAAAUGUCCAUGACGGAAUACAAAUUAAGUCUGCUGCUUCCUUGACCGUUGUAGAAAACCUUUUGAUUGUUUCAGAAAUGUUGUAUUUUGCCUAAAUAAAACAACCAAUCGAAAAUGUC